AUGACGUACACCAGUCAUCGCAACACUCAAGAAACUCUGCAGAUCUUGGACGACAUUGACCUCGACUCGGGCCACAUUUCGGAAGAGGAGCUGUACAAGCGGUUUGGUCUGGAGGAGCGAUACAAUUCGGGACAGCUAACGGCUUGGGAGAAGUUUAAACCAAACGCAUGGACUCUUUUUGAUGAGCCGUAUUCCUCGUGUGCGGCAAAGGUAAGCACCGGAAAUCUUUUAAUUUAA
Protopolystoma xenopodis is the source of this 237-nucleotide messenger RNA. NCBI's taxonomy places the organism in Eukaryota, Metazoa, Platyhelminthes, Monogenea, Polystomatidea, Polystomatidae. The record is from the annotation of a GenBank genome assembly.